AUGACAGAGUUGUCUAUCAAAGGCGUCAACAAGGCGCCCUCAGCAGGCACGACCGAGGAUACUUGCACGCUGGCGCCCGGCCAAACACAGCCGCGGCGGAAGCGAUUCGCCCCCCGAACGAGGACCGGGUGUCUAACAUGUCGCGUCCGCCGGAUCAAAUGCGACGAGGCCCGACCCGCCUGCCAGCGGUGCAUCCGCGCGUGGCGUCCCUGCGGAGGUUACCACCUGCCCCCGCCGCUCACCACGGCUGACGCCCAGCUGCAGCCGGCCCCCGUGGCGCCGGCCUCGGCCGCCGAGCUCGCCCUUUCACGGUACUACGCCGCCGAGAUUGGCGCCAUCGCCGUCGACGAGUUCAGCGGUCGUGGAGCGCGAGAGCUCCCGCCAAUACUCGGCGGCGGUGCGGCACAUCCUCCGGCUAACGACGACGUCGUGGGCCGCCGACGCUUGGUGCUCGCGAGCUACGCCGUCAGCGUCGGCGAGCGAGCCGUCUUCGCCAGCAUCGUCGCCGCCAGCCGGCGCCUCGUCCGCCAGUGGGUUUUCUGGGAGUGCUUGGACGUGCCGUCCGUCGCCGCCGCCGCCGCGCAGAUCCUCUACGUGUACGUCAAGGCCGAGCGCGUCGCCGAGGAGUUCCACCUCGAGGUCUCCUCCUCGCAGGCCGCCGCCCGCCCGCCGGGGCGCUGGCUCGACGCCCUCGCCGCCCUGCAGCGGCGCCCGCUGACCUCGACGCUGCGCGCGUGCCUCGAGCUGGACAUGGUGUGGAACAGCGUGCACGACGUGCUCGACGCGCUUCCUCCGAUGCCGACCGCCGGCGACGCGGCCGCCGCGCACGCUGCACGGCAGCCGUUCGCGCCGCUCUUCGCGGCCUGGGAGGCACGCUACGACGCCUACGUGACGCGGCUGCGCGGGGUCCGCCGCGGUGCCGAGGUGGACAUCGCCGCGCUGGAUCUCCGACGCGCGCUGGUGAGCAUCCUACUGCGCGUCCCGGUCGGGAGCCCCAGCGAGACGUGCUGGGACCCGUUCGCGCGCGACUUCGCUGCGGCCGUGGCGGGUCUCGAGGCGGCGCUACCGGCGGCCACGGCGGCCGCGGCGGCCACGGGCUUGGUGCUCUCGACACCGUCCAUCUACGCGAGCUGCAACUUCGAAGUGUCGCGCGCCCGGUCUUCGGCGGCGGGCGGCGGCGGUGCUGCGCAGCCCGCUCGUCGCCGCGCUCGGUCGCAAGAUUUCGGCCGGUGA
Molecule: messenger RNA, 1233 nt
Organism: Cordyceps fumosorosea ARSEF 2679
Lineage: Eukaryota; Fungi; Ascomycota; Sordariomycetes; Hypocreales; Cordycipitaceae
Product: Zn(2)-C6 fungal-type DNA-binding domain protein
Exons: 3
Coding region: 1-1233 (410 amino acids)
Biological process (GO): regulation of DNA-templated transcription
Molecular function (GO): DNA-binding transcription factor activity, RNA polymerase II-specific; zinc ion binding
Source: RefSeq, a predicted model, not a curated record